Messenger RNA from Lineus longissimus, 2919 nucleotides. RefSeq names its product coiled-coil domain-containing protein 175-like. NCBI's taxonomy places the organism in Eukaryota, Metazoa, Nemertea, Pilidiophora, Heteronemertea, Lineidae. The coding region runs from base 90 to 2453 and encodes 787 amino acids. The record is from RefSeq and is a predicted model, not a curated record. The transcript has 19 exons.
UUUACCUGUGAUACCAACAUUUUCAUAUUUUUACAAAUUUUGUCCAGUUUUAGCAUCAUUUUACUACAUUUUCCUCUAACCAACAUAAAAUGAGCAUUAUAUCGACAUCCUCAAUUACUGAACUGCCAGGAAUUCAAACUGCCAUCUCUCAUCUGCAAGAUUUGAGGGAGCGCAUGAAAAAAGAAGAGUUUGGAUUUAAGGAUCAUGACACUGAUAAUAUUGAUGUUAUCAUUGAAAGUAUCCAGGAUCUGGAAAAUGAAAGACUCCAUUCGCAUGAUCUCCUUGAGACGGAAACAAUCAAGGCCAGCAUCCUACGACAUAAGUUGCUGUACUUCCCUGAUGAGGUCAAGAGAGAAAUCACUGCUGCUGUAAACUCUUCCCGUGAUUCCAAUGCUGCCGAACUAAAACGACUUCAAGAUGAACUCAAUGCCAUCAAUGAAAAGAUUGACUUCUGUGAAACGAGGGUCGAUGAUCUGGACUCGGAAAAUUCUAAACUUCACCCAGAGCGAGAUAAUGUACGGCGGAAACAUGAGGAGGUUAUUGCCCAAUUGAAUCAUCGAAUGGCUGAAAAAGCCAGCAAGCAAAUCAUGUUGAAUGAAACUAGAGACAGAUUAAGAGAAACUAAUCAGAGGAUUGUGGAUCUUGAAGAAGGAAUCAUACAUUUGAAGGAAGACCUGAUACAAGAAAGACAAGAUCACAGGACAGAAAAGAAAAGACUCAAGAAAGCAAUCGCAGACACAUCCAAGAAGACAAAAGAUCAGAAAGAUAUAAAUAUUGAGAAGAAAAGGGAAAUGGAUGGCCUUCUAGAAGAGCUAAGGAAAAGUGAAGAAACACUUGAUACGGUUAAAAAGAGUAUCAGAAAGUUUGAGGCAUCAAAAGCUAAACUGGAGGGACAGGAGAGAGCACUUACUGCCCAGCACACCAAAGAGGUGAAACUAAAUCAAGAGCUCAGGAAGAAGGGUAUGGAACUUCAAAGAGAAAUGGAACAGCAACAGAGGGAAUAUGAAGAGAGAAGACGGGAACUGCAGAAGAAAAUCUUCGGAUUGAAGGAGGACAUCAAAACUCAAAAACAAAAGGGUGAACACCUGGCCGACCUCAAGGGGGACUUGGAGGAAGAGGUUAAGGAAGCUAUGGUCAUAAGACAGAAAGAUCAUCUGGUUGUCAUGGAACAUAAUGAAGAGUUACAAAAUGCCAAGACUGAAUUGGCAAUGAAGGCUGAAGACUGCGGCCGAUUACAACAAGAAAACAUAGACAUGGAGAUCGCCAUUGAGCAGCUUGCAGAAACACACAAAGCUGUUGUCAACAGUUUAAACAAGGUAGUGGAGGACAGUAGGGAACUUUUAACGAAGGAAAGGAAAGAAAGAAUGGAGCUUCAGACCCAGAGAGAGGAGGUCUCAAAAGAUGUGGAUGACUUCAGAAUUGAGAAUCAGAAAUACAUGAAGGGAAUGAAUAAGAAAGUGACCGAAGGAAAGUCGAGGCAUGAAGCACUGACACGAGAGGGCACACAGUUGCAGCGGGCCAUCAAAGAAGAUGACAGUAAUACAGCAAGACUUGGAACGGAACUGAAAGAGUUAACAGCAAACUAUGAAAACAUGAAGAGAAGGAAAGAGAAUGAAGUCAGCAAAUUAGAGGGAGAUAUCAACAAAAUGGAGAACACGCUCAAAGAAAAAAAAGAUUUCUUGGACGUCAGACAACCACAAUUUGUUGAACUGGAAAACAAAUUUGCAGAAAGUACUUCAGAUUUUGAUUUCACCAAGAAAAAUGUAGUCGCUCUGAAGAAUAAAAAGAGUGGUCUGGAAGACACAACCAAGAGAAUGAAACAUGACAUAGAAAAACAAGCUGUACCCAAAGCAAUGUUACAAGCUGAUCUCAAGAAGGCCAGGCAGGCAUCCAUGGAAGGCCUCCGAAACCAAGCUCAGGAGAGAUCAACAACUGAAAGGGAAUUGUACACUGUUGGAUGUAAACUAAAGACUGUUUUGGAGGAAAAUGAUCGAUUUAACACUGCUAUAAAAAAGCUUGAACAGAACAUUGAAACGAUUAUGAAUGAUAUCGAGAUGAAUAUCGCUCUGAAAACAAAAUUACAUGACGACAUCUCAAUGCACAAAGGUAUAUUGAAUAAUGAGUGGAAAAAAGACACCGAUUUGCAAAAGGGAACCAACGCAAGGGAUCAGAUUCUAGUGGAUGGAAUGACCAGUCUCUUAGCUAAAACACACAAACGAGAAGAUAAAGUAAACGACAUUACAACCCAACUCUUUGCCGAAGUGGACCUUUUGGCAUUAUUCUUGGCCAAUGUCAACAGCAAGAGACCAAAAGCAAUGAGAGACGAAUUCACAGAAUAUGAUGAAUUUGAGACACAAAUUCAUGAAAGUCCAAGCAAAGAGAUCGAUGCAGUUGCUACAGCAAACACAUUCGUAGAGACAAAGGAACAAACUGAGGAACAAACUGAGACAUAAAAAGUGUUGUGUUGUGAAGAGACAGUACUGUGCUAGUUCAGAUUGUGACUUUUGAAAAGACUGCUACAAAACAGACGUUAAUGGUACAUUAUGAGAGCAUACAAUGAAUGCAACGUACAUCUCAGAGAAUUUUAUUGGAAUUUUAGUGUUGGUAAUUUUGAUCACCACUGUUGAGUUUGUUCAAAUUGCUCAAAUUUUGUCAAUGAAGCUAGGAGAACCCCUCCGCUUCCCUCCCAAACAGUUGAUAACCUGUCAGUGAUAACUCGUGUCCUUCCAUUUUAUUAGGUGGGAGGGCCAGAUAAGCAAACAUUAAGCCACGAUAGUUUCAGGAUGCUUUAUUUUCCGUCCCCUGUAACAGCUAGGUUGUGCUGAGUUAUAAAUUUUGGAAAUGCUGAAAUAUUUGUGUAAUUGUAGUGUUGUUGAUGUAAAAGUUUAUUUACAUUUUGAAAUAAAAGUGGGUAAAUCA